Dioscorea cayenensis subsp. rotundata (Guinea yam) is the source of this 1027-nucleotide messenger RNA. RefSeq names its product potassium channel AKT1-like. Gene Ontology annotation, molecular function: voltage-gated potassium channel activity. The record is from RefSeq and is a predicted model, not a curated record. Gene Ontology annotation, cellular component: membrane. The transcript has 4 exons. Lineage: Eukaryota; Viridiplantae; Streptophyta; Magnoliopsida; Dioscoreales; Dioscoreaceae. Gene Ontology annotation, biological process: potassium ion transport; transmembrane transport. The coding region runs from base 74 to 1027 and encodes 317 amino acids.
UUCUGGAGGAUGAGGAUUUUCUUCCAUUCUGGUGAUGCUUGAGCUUUUCUAUUGAUCUCUGAGAAGAGAGGAGAUGGGGAAACCCAAGCUGCCCAGAAGGGAGAAGCGUUUCAGCAUGCCGGUGAUGUGCUCGGUGGAGCGGGAGAUAUCCAUUGAUGGCAGCCAUUAUAGCGUUUCCAGUGGUAUCCUUCCGUCCCUCGGCGCUAAGAGCUGCCGCGUUGUCAAGCUCCGCAGGUUCAUCAUCUCCCCAUACGACAAGCGAUAUCGGGCCUGGGAAACGUUUUUGAUUGUUCUUGUUGCUUAUACUGCUUGGGUGUCUCCAUUUGAAAUCGGAUUCCUUGACAGACCUACAGGAGCUCUUGCUAUAUGUGAUAAUUUAGUUAAUGGAUUCUUUAUCAUUGACAUCAUUGUGACUUUCUUCGUAGCUUAUCUCGAUCGGUCAACCUUUCUUCUCGUUGAUAAUCGAAAAGAUAUUGCUUGGAAGUAUGCACGCAGCUGGUUAUUUUUGGAUUUUGUUUCUUCUGUCCCUUCUGAAUUUGCUCGGAUAAUUCUGCCUCAUCAACUCAGGUCUUAUGGGUUCUUGAACAUGCUUCGGUUAUGGCGUCUCAGAAGAGUCAGUGCUCUUUUUGCACGAUUAGAGAAGGAUGUGAAUUUUAACUACUUUUAUGUUCGAGUUACGAAACUUACAUGUGUGACUUUAUUUGUUGUUCACUUUGCUGGAUGCUUCUUUUAUCUUAUUGGAACAAAGUACCCGGAUCCCAGUCAAAAUAUGGUUGCUCUUGCUGUGCCAAACUAUCAUGAACAGAGCCUGUGGGUGCGUUAUGUGACAACUAUAUAUUGGUCUAUUACCACUCUCACAACAGUUGGUUAUGGAGAUUUGCAUGCCGUGAAUCAAAGAGAAAGGAUUUUUGUCAUCUGUUUCAUGAUCUUCAAUCUUGGAUUGACUGCGUACUUGAUUGGAAAUAUGACCAGUUUGGUUGUCCAAAUGACUGGUCGAACCAGCAAAUUUGUAAGCUCUCUAUUUUAA